CCUCAUCUUUUCGCGCCAUGUGCAUUCUGGCGAGCCUUCUUUGCCCGACAUGCGGCAUCAUCAACGACCACGGAAUUCGCAUAUGCGACAGCAUCAAGCAGAUAUGUUGCGAACAAGCGAAAUCUUCCAGGAACUAUAAUAAUUCAGACUUGCCUACUCAUUGCCCAGACUUUGUUUGGCCUCCCAUUCAUCCCCUACCCCUUUACAGCCAACUCUGUGAGGAGUGUGUCCUCAAAUACCGCCGUGAUGAGGAAGUAAUCAACCCAAUCUGCCCCAACCUUCGAGGGAAAAGGCUGAAUGAGGAAGAGGAGGUUGAAGAAUGGACUGAAACGAGCGACAAAUAUAACAACUGGGUGACAAGACUGAGCGAGACACCUCACCGUCACAUUACUCUGCGUAUCCCUUGUUGCAACCUUUGCAAGAAACCCACAUUUUUCAUUAGAGAGAACGACGAGUACAAGGACGUGGACAACACCACAUUCGGCAUCGAAGGUAUCGAAUUGGAGUUCAACUCAACCUUGUGGAAGUGGCUGUGCCUGACAGACGGAAAGCAAGCACUGGCCACGCGAUUGUCGACUGGCUUCAUAAACAAGCCAUGUCCAACCUGCGUCGAGAAUGAAAGCGUUAGGCGUGGAAAGGUAUACCAGUUCCUCGAUACGUGCAACCAGAGAGAGGCUUAG
This is a messenger RNA of Annulohypoxylon truncatum, 680 nucleotides long. RefSeq lists its product as uncharacterized. NCBI's taxonomy places the organism in Eukaryota, Fungi, Ascomycota, Sordariomycetes, Xylariales, Hypoxylaceae. The transcript has a single exon. The record is from RefSeq and is a predicted model, not a curated record. Bases 18 to 680 code for a protein of 220 amino acids.